UCAGGGGCUGCCAACAUGGAUGAAGACGUAACCUAUAAUAAAGUUGAGGAUGUGGUUGGAAGUCAUGUAGAAGAUGCAGUCACAUUUUGGGCCCAGAGUAUCAAUAGAAAUCGCGAUAUUGUGAAGAUAGGUUGUGCUCUAGCUGAAGUUUGCCCCCAGUCCAAUUCAGUUUUUGGGAAUCCUGACCUGAACAAGAUUUAUGCUGGAUUGUUUUCUGAAGAUAAAUGCUGGUACAGAUGUAAAGUUCAGAAAGUCAUCAGCGAUGAAAAGUGUCUGGUAAGGUACAUUGACUAUGGAAAUACAGAGAUUCUAAAUCGCUCUGAAAUUGUUGAGAUUCCUUUGAAUCUACAGUUUCCUGAUGUAGCCAAAAAAUAUAGACUCUGGGGACUACAGAUUCCUUCUGGACAAGAAGUUACUCAGUUUGACCAGGGCAGAUCAUUUUUGGGGAGCUUGAUUUUUGAAAAGGAAAUAAAAAUGCGACAUAAAGCGACGUACCAAGAUGGUACCAUUGUUGCUCAGGCUGAGUAUGGUAACGUGGACAUUGGGGAAGAAGUGGCCAAGAAAGGGUUUGCGGAGAAAUGCAAACUGCCUUCCAACAAUAACAUUCCUGAGGAGAAGAAAACGGACCCUGGUCAGCUUGGCCUGGGCAACCUCAAGAGCCCUAUUCCCCUCUGGGGACAUAGGCCCAACCCAUCUGCAUUCACCAGGCCAAAGGGCCGCUUCAAUGGGCGAAUGGUUCCGGACCUCAAGACGAAAACUCUGGUCACAUUCCCAAAGGAAAGGUUAGCUGUUGGAGACUUUAAUUUGGGAUCCAAUGUUAGCCUGGAGAAGAUCAAACAGGACCAGAAACUGAUUGAAGAGAAUGAAAAGCUUAAAGCUGAGAAAGAGGUCCUCCUUGAGAAUUACAAAGAGCUGGAAAUGAAGGUGGAACAGGCUUCCCUGGAGCUGCAGCGAGCAAAAGCGACUUCCAUGGAACUGACUAAACAUUUGGAGAACACUCUGCAUACACACGUAGGGACGAGAAUGAAGAGUCUUGCUGCAAAAGUUGAAAUAUUAAAAGAAGUGAGACGAGUGAACAUCAAUGUUCGUUGUGGAGACGACCUCUCUGAUGCUGUCAAAGUGGUGGCCGAAGGUCACCUGGUCACUCCAUCUUCCUUAGACAAUCUGGAGAAGAUCUGGGAGGAGUACAACUUGGCUCAAGAGAAGAUUCAGAUUUGUCAAAAUGUGAAUGAAGGUGAUAUCUUGAUAGCCAAGAGAAAUGAGGUCCGACAGAAGCUAUAUACAGCUGUUGAAGUUUUCAUUGUUGAAGUGGAUGAAUUGUCCCUUAAUAAGCGCUUGAAAAUUUUGCAGGAAUUGUCUGCCUCCUUAGAAGCUGUGUAUGGGCAAACCAGAGAAGUGACAAAUGCUGAAGAAAUUCUGCAGAAGUUUUAUGAGUGGAAACAGGGCAAACGAGAGGAAUUCAACCGAGUCCGAACAGAGACAGAUGCUUCCCUGCAGCUUCUUGCUGAGUGGUUUAAUUCCACUAUAAAGUUUUUUGAUCUAAAUGAUGAAGAAUCUCUGAGUUCGGAAGAAGUAAUUGGCAACGUUGAUGAAAUAUUGGAGAAGAUUGAGUCUGAUGUUUGCAAAGAGCUGGAGAUCUCUCUUGUUGAGCAAGGUGAUACUGACAAGGAGAUCAUCUUAAAUACAUAUAAUGAAGUUCUACAGAAGAUUCGGUCAGAGGAAAGACUCAUCACUAUAGUACAAGCAAAAUACAAGGCCAGUAUUGAGUUUAAGAAGCAGAUUAUGGAAUGGUUAAAUAAAAGCCCCAAUGUGGAUGAUUUGCUUUCUAUUAAGAAGACUCUCAAAGGCUUAAAAGCUCAACUGAGAUGGAAACUGGUUGAAAAAAACAACUUGGAGGAGGCUGAUGACUGUGAUGAAUCUGAAAUCGAAAAAAUAAAAGAAGAAAUUACUCAGUUGCGUCAUCGUGUUUUUGAGAAAAUUUACCAUGAGCAGGAGGAAUAUGAGAAGCUAACUAGUUUGGUGCAGAAGUGGUUCCCUGAGCUACCUCUUCUUCACCCAGAAGCAGGAAUACUUAAAUACAUGAACUCUGGAGGAAUUUUGACUGUUAGCCUGGAACGGGACCUUUUGGACGCAGAGCCCAUGAAAGAGCUUAGCAGCAAGCGUCCGCUGGUGUGUUCUGAGGUGGAUGGGCAGAAGGUUCUUCUGAAGGGCUAUUCUGUCGAUACAGACACAGAGGCCACGGUGAUCCAGAGAGCUGCCCGCUACCACAAGGCUUGGAGAGAGACCAAAGAAGAGUCGGGAUUGUUGCCCUUGAUGUUCCUCUUUUUGUGUAAGUCUGAUCCUUUGGCUUAUCUGAUGGUCCCCUAUUACCCUAGGGCAAGUCUGGGGACUGUCCAGGCCAGCACUCCUUUGUCUACAGAAGAAGCUCUGAAGGUCAUGAAAGGUGUGGCGCAUGGACUUCACACACUGCAUAAAGCUAACAUCAUCCAUGGCUCCCUACAUCAUAACAACAUCUUCGUCUUGAACCGAGAACGAGGAAUUGUGGGAGAUUUUGACUUCACCAAAUCUGUGAGCCAGCGAACCGCUAUGAACUCCAUGUCAAUUGGUGGCUUGAACCUGAUGUCUCCAGAAUUGAAAGUGGGCCAGCCAGCUUCUCCAUCUUCAGACUUGUAUGCUUAUGGCUGUCUUUUGCUGUGGAUUUGUGUUCAAAAUCAAGAAUUUGAGAUCAAUGAGGAGGGAAUUCCAGAAGUAGAUAGACUUCAUCUGGAUGAUGAUGUCAAGACUCUGCUGUCCAGUUUAAUCUACUGUAGAAAUUCAAUGACUGCUGAGCAGGUCUUGAAUGCUGAGUGCUUCUUACUACCUAAGAUAACAUUAAUUGCAUACCCAGAAAAAAAUUCUGAGUGUGAAGAGAAGGGAGCGUUUGAAGAGGGGAACUUGGACAUGUAUGAUGAAAAGUCAAGAAACAGUGAAGACAGCUUUGACCAGUAA
Messenger RNA from Gracilinanus agilis (Agile Gracile Mouse Opossum), 2988 nucleotides. RefSeq names its product serine/threonine kinase 31 (gene STK31). Lineage: Eukaryota; Metazoa; Chordata; Mammalia; Didelphimorphia; Didelphidae. Bases 16 to 2988 code for a protein of 990 amino acids. Gene Ontology annotation, molecular function: ATP binding; protein kinase activity. Gene Ontology annotation, biological process: protein phosphorylation. The record is from RefSeq and is a predicted model, not a curated record. The transcript is spliced from 23 exons.